GGGGCACCGGUUUCAAAGUCGCAGGGCGGGCCGAGUGGACUUCCGCUGCUUGGCCCGGGCUUCUCGGCAGUCCUGCAGUCGCUCCCCGCUCCGCCAAGGACGCCGCCACCCGGCUGCCCGCCAGCGCUCUCGGCGCUCUCCUGAGUGGCCCAACACGACCCCGAGUGACCCGCGGGACGCCUGUACAUCCCUGGUCCCACCUGGCUGGGAUUCGGGUGAACGUGGGACAGAAUUCACCUGGCGGGUCGCCAGCAAACCUGAAAUCUAGUGUCUCGCUUGAGCGAGGGACUCGGCUGGGACUCGGGAGAAGGAGGUGCGGCGGGGCUGUUGACGCCACGUGAGUAGGAUGCUGAUUACACCGCUCAACUGGUAGACAACCUCCGAAGCGUUGCUUUAGAUUUGUUUUCCCGCACAGCGAGCUUUGUGCCUUUUUAGGAAAAGUAAAGGUGGUGAAAGCGUCAAACAAAUUGUAUCCAAAUGGCCACAGAAAUCGACUUUCUGCGAGAUCAGAAUCAAAGGCUAAAUGAAGUUCUUAGACGGUAUCAAAUGGAAAAUUUUUUCAAAUAUUCAUCGAUACAGAAAUCUGUCUUCAAAGGAGUUGCAGGUGACACAGUAGAAAACUCAGUAGUUGACCAAAGCUUUUUAGUUCCUCUUAUUACUGAGUAUGAUAAGCAUCUGGAAGAGCUAAAUGGGCAGCUGAAAUAUUAUCAGAAACAGAUGGGUGAGAUGAAACUACAACUUGAAAAUGUCAUCAAGGAAAAUGAAAGGUUGCACAGUGAAUUAAAAGAUGCUGUUGAAAAGCAAUUGGAAGCCAUUCCCUUUGGCACAGAGAUGGGAAAUGAGAUAUGUACAGAUGAUGAAACAGUCAGGAAUCUUCAAGAACAACUACAACUGGCCAAUCAAGAAAAAACUCAGGCUGUAGAACUCUGGCAGACUGUUUCUCAGGAGCUGGACAGACUACAGAAACUUUACCAGGAACAUAUGACUGAGGCCCAGAUUCAUGUAGUUGAAAGUCAAAAACAAAAGGAUCAGCUGACCAAUUUUCAACAACUGACCAAGCAACUUCAUGUAACUAAUGAGACCACAGAAAUGACUAAUCAACACUUUUUGAAAACAGUAACUGAACAAACUGUGGAAAUUGAGCAACUCCGAAAACAACUUAGGCAAGCCAAGUUAGAUCUGAGAGUUGCAGCAGCAAAAGUGGAAGAGUUAACUAAAGUGACGGAAGAUCUUCAAGGACAGAUGCAAAAGAAGGAGGAGUAUAUGGUGUCUGCCCAAGGAAGAGAGGAAGCAUCAGAUAGGCGCUUACAGCAAUUACAAUCUAGUAUAAAACAAUCAGAAACAAGGUUAUGUGUGACAAUCCAAGAAGCUACCCAAUUAAGAGCAGAAAAAAUACAUUUGGAAAAACAGACCAGAGACUUACAAGCAAAGUGCUAUGAAUUAGAAAAUGAGAAAUACGAAGCUAUUGUAAGAGCCAGAAAUAGCAUGCAACUCCUAGAAGAAGCUAACCUUCAAAAAAAUCAGGCUCUGCUUGAGGAGAAGCAAAAAGAAGAAGAUAUAGAGAAAAUGAAAGAAACAGUUUCUCGGCUUGUGCAAGAUGCUGCCAUAAGAACCAGGAAGGAAGUUGCAAACACAAGAAAACAAUAUAAUGUACAGAUUUCUCGACUAACAGAAGAACUUUCAGCCCUUCAAAUGGAGUGUGCUGAAAAACAAGGCCAAAUUGAACGAGGCAUUAGGGAGAAAAAAGCAGUGGAAGAAGAACUAGAAAAGAUUUACCUUGAAGGCAGAAUAAAUGAAAAUGAUUACAGAAAACUAGAAGAAAUGCACCAAAGAUGCCUGGUUGCCGAACGUUCAAAAGAUGAUCUUCAGCUAAGACUUAAGACAGCAGAAAAUAAAAUCAAACAACUUGAAAUAAAUUCCUCGGAAGAGAUAUCACGUUGCCAAGAAAUGAUUCAGAAACUUCAAAAUGUAUUGGAGUCUGAGAGAGAGAACUGUGGAUUUGUCAGUGAACAAAGGCUGAAACUUCAGCAGGAAAAUGAACAGUUACAGAAACAGACUGAGGAUUUAAGAAAGAUUGCUUUCGAGGCUCAAAAAAAAGCCAAAUUAAAGAUCAGUACGAUGGAGCAUGAAUUUUCAAUAAAGGAACAUGGGUUUGAAGUUCAGUUAAGAGAGAUGGAAGACAGUAAUCGAAAUUCCACGGUUGAACUGAGGCAUCUCUUAGCAACUCAGCAGAAGGCAGCCUGUAGGUGGAAAGAAGAAAUGAAGAAACUCACUGAGAGUGCGGAAAUUAGAAUCAGUAGUCUAAAGAGUGAGCUGAGUCGACAGAAACUUCAUACCCAAGAGCUGCUUUCUCAGCUGGAAAUGGCAAAUGAAAAGGUAGUUGAGAAUGAAAAGUUGAUUGUAGAGCAUCAAGAAAAAUCCAACAGACUUCAGAAACGACUAAGUGAGGCGGAACAGAGAGCUGCUUCAGCCUCCCAGCAGGGCUUGAUAUUUAAUGAAGUAAAGGCGUUAAAACAGGAAUCCCCAACCCCUGGAACUGGGCCGCACAGCAGGAGCUCAGUGCGAUUACAGUACAGAGAAGAAAAGCAGCCUCCAUGAUGAAUCUGGAAAAUAUUUAAAAAUAUUCAUAGUUCACUCACAGAACUUUAUACUUGGGAAAGCUGUUGGACUAGAAGUUUAUUAAAGUGGUAAAACCUGCAUAGAAUGGUUAAGGCUUGUGUCGUUUUGCAUAAGCAUUUUCCAUUCUGUUUUGAGGGUUAUUGGAAAACAGAACAGCUUCCUGUAAGUAAAGAAAAGGUAAUCCUAUAUUGAGCUUCAGUAGAGAAUAAAGCCAGCUGGGAAGAACUCAUUGCCUUCAUCAACGUGUCUAUUUUUUAAUUCCUCCUUUUUCCCUUGGAAGAGCGUAACAGUUUUCAAACUAUGCUAAUCAUGAGAAAGAGUUUUAAGAAAUUGCUUGAAUUUUAAUAUUUCAGGUUUCAGAAUUUGAGAAUUUUACAUCUGUUACUCGUAACUCAUUUUUAAAGUUCCCAAGUAUCCGUUUUAUUAUUAACUCAUAUGUAAUAAAUUAUGCACUUU
This is a messenger RNA of Delphinapterus leucas (beluga whale), 3075 nucleotides long. Lineage: Eukaryota; Metazoa; Chordata; Mammalia; Artiodactyla; Monodontidae. The record is from RefSeq and is a predicted model, not a curated record.